Molecule: messenger RNA, 2571 nt
Organism: Gymnodraco acuticeps
Lineage: Eukaryota; Metazoa; Chordata; Actinopteri; Perciformes; Bathydraconidae
Gene: tpd52l1
Product: tpd52 like 1
Exons: 8
Coding region: 169-792 (207 amino acids)
Biological process (GO): positive regulation of apoptotic signaling pathway; positive regulation of MAP kinase activity
Cellular component (GO): cytoplasm
Source: RefSeq, a predicted model, not a curated record
GAAGCGCGAGGCCAUUGGCUCGAGCUCUUCGAUCUGCCGCCCAGCGCGUGACAGCCAAGGAAGCCCCAGUAAACACACUGACCUGACGGCCGCUGCUGCGCGUGCUGCUGUUGUUGCUCUGUCUUUUUGUCUCGGGAGGAUAUUCUGCGGAGUGCACCUGGCUGUCUGAUGGAGACCAGACAACAAGAUUUUCUGGACUCAGAGCCACUGAGAGAAGCUGACGAAGACAUGGCGUCAGAGAUCAACCUAAACAACUGCCUCUUGACCGAGGAGGAGAGAGAGGAGCUCCAGCAACAGCUAGCUAAACUGGAGGAGGAGAUCAGUACGUUGCGGCAGGUCUUGUCUUCCAAAGAGAAGCAGCACGCAGAGCUCAGACAGAAACUUGGCGUAGGUUCUCUCAGCGAGCUCAGGAACAACUUAAGCAAAGGAUGGCACGACAUGCAGACCUCCACAGCCUAUAAGAAGACCUCAGACACGAUCUCCACAGCCGGACAGAAAACCUCCGUCGCCUUCACCACGCUGGGCAGCGCCAUCACCAGGAAGUUCGGGGACAUGAGGUCCAACUCUAUAGGCUACUCUUUCAGACACUCAAUGAGCAUGCCCACCAUGAGAAACUCUCCCAGCUUCAAGUCUUUUGAGGAGAAAGUCGAGACUACAGUUUCUACUCUAAAGACAAAGGUGGGCGGUGCAGAGACAGGGGGCAGCUUCGAGGAAGUCCUCUCCUCCGCAGCGAACGCCAGCUCUCAGGACACGCCCACUAACAACUUGACGGACGGCUCCGAGAGGCCGUGAUAGAGCGUGUAAGGCUGGACUCAAAGACCAGGAACUGCUGUAGUGCAGAACUUAUCUUCUAAAUACUCUUGACUGAAAUGUUACAGAACACCUGUAUUAGAUCCCUCGUGUUAGGAUGCUUACAACCAUGUUUGAGAUGAAGCCUCCUAACACUAGAUGCAACCCUGAAUGCUUGAAAGGAAGUUUAAAAAUGUUUCUUGUUUGGACCAAAUUGACCCUAAAUAUUCCAAAUAGGCAGUUGUCUGCCUAUUAUUUUUUAAAAGAUCACAACAGCAAACCUACUGUAAUGGAGGGCUAAUAAUAAACCCAGUGAGACCCUCAGAUAGUUCCACACAUAACUCAACUCGGUUUAAAGGAAACAUCCUUUGUAACAAUCUAAAAUACUUUUUACCAAGAGGCGAAUGUCUUUGUUGAAUUACUCUUUCCAUAGUGUGGUGCACUCAACCAAUAGGAGUGUAUUGCCAGCUCCAUACCAUAGACGUUGAUCCAAUGAGGCGAGACGCAGCUAAGCUUGUGAAAACAGCCAGUACAGUAUCACAACUUUACUUCACUACACCUGUCGUACCAAAAACUACAUUUUUAGGGUAUUAAUAGAAAUAAGUAGUUGAUAAUAGUCUUUGUUACAUUUCCAAGUACCUUGUACUUUAUACUAAAUGUUUUAAAAUGUACAUACAGUAUAACAUACAUUGAUGGAAUCCUGAAGUCCUGGGUGAAACUAAUUAUUUGUAAACUUGUACAAAUGACUAUUCAAUACAACUAAAGAUCUGAAAUGUUGUUAUGGCAACUAAAAAUAUAUUUGAUGGGAUAACUUUGCAAGUGCAGCCAGUUAUAAUGCUUUUUGAAAAUAACAGCCUACUGUUCUACGCAUAGCUGAAUGCAAAAAUACUGACAGAGAGGCUUGCUAGAAUAUGGAGGUUGCGCAAAAUUAUAUAAAUCACUUAUGCUGAGAAUUAUCUUCUUUUACAUUACAUUACAUGUCACUUGUUAGACGCUUUUAUCCAAAGUGACUUACAUACUCAAUACUGUGGGCAAUCCCCACAGGAGCAAUUUGGGGUGAAGUGUCUUGCAGGGACACAACGACAUGCUGACUGCAGUGGGGUUUGAACCUGAUCCGAAUACCAACUCACAACCCACUGCACCACACACCUCCCUUCUUCACUCUAGCAGUUGAAAAUUGACAUUUUUAAACAUUGUGUUGAACUGCUGUACAUUAGUGCUGGAUUCAUACAUGCAUACACAUGACAUUUAACCCUGAAAUGGUUUCUGUGGCCUUUUGCCUAUGUUACUGAUGACAAAAUAACAUUAAUAUACCGAUUUCUUUUAACUUCCUGGUCCAGGACAAACUGUUAAAUGCUGCGAGAUAACAUACAGUUUUACUGAGUAUGUUAGGAAAAGGUUGGUGCCACAAAACGUGAAACAUGUUUAUUAAUUUGUGUGUAAAAACAUUGUUUUAUUUGUAACUUUUCAAGUACCUGCAUAACUUUGCCAUCAAGUUUCAAUAUAUACUCCGUUUCAUGUUUAAUUUUGUUCUUUUUUGCCGUGGUUUGAGAAGAUCUCCGGGAUCUUUUCAUGUUUAAUUAAAUGUGUUCAAUAAUAUUCAUGUUAACGUUCAUAUAUUGAAAUACUGAGGUAAUGCAUGUUCUGUUAUUGGAAAAUAAACUACUGAUCUGUGGCAUUCAAAAAACAUUGUGUUUGACAUCUGCAUACAAAUAAUCACAAACUACUAUAAACAACUGGUUUUAUGGCUGAUGGAAUGAUAUUAAAGAUUGUUUACCCAAA